Molecule: messenger RNA, 1882 nt
Organism: Nicotiana tabacum (common tobacco)
Lineage: Eukaryota; Viridiplantae; Streptophyta; Magnoliopsida; Solanales; Solanaceae
Product: putative WRKY transcription factor 32
Biological process (GO): regulation of DNA-templated transcription
Molecular function (GO): sequence-specific DNA binding; DNA-binding transcription factor activity
Source: RefSeq, a predicted model, not a curated record
AAAAAAGAAUAAAAAACAGAAAAAAGCUCUCCGUUGCAAAAACCUUUACUCUCUCUUUCAUUUCCUCUAUUCAUUUUCCUCUCCUCACACACACACACACACACACACACACACAGGAAUCCGCCAUGGACGAAGAAAACGAGAGCUCCAAAGCUGCCGGAGCCGAGAAUUCAAAUCCAGAAGAAAACAAAAACGAUAACUCCUCCGUACAUGACGGCGGAGUACUCGAUGGUGGUGGUGAUGAACGUAAGGAGAGUGGAAUUGAGAGUUUACAUGAACCGAAGGUGGAAAUUUCAGUGUCAGAAACCCUAGCUCAUCCUACUGUUCACUCAUCCGUACAACAAAUUGAGAGUGAUGUGCAAUCCAAAUUCGAUACUGACUCCUCUUCCGCUCACCAACUUUCUGAAGUGCCAGUGGAAUAUGCACUGCCACCGUUUGAACCAGCGAAAGAAAUCAAGGAUAAAAUUAGUGUUACCAGGCCUGAAACUUUGAGUGCUCAAGUACAAACACAACAUCAGCAACGUAUGCCUGAUGAAGCAUCCUCAUUGGAGCUGUCCCCUACAUCUGUUACACCGUCCAUUUCAUCAUUGCCGAGCCCAACUCUAGCAGAAAGACAAUUGUCAGCAGUAGUAAAUGGUAGUACAGAAGAAGUGGCUAAGCAGAGUUCCGAUGCCAAGGUUGUUGUGCCAGUCCUGAAGACACCAUCCCGUGAUGGGUACAAUUGGCGGAAGUAUGGUCAAAAGCAAGUUAAAAUUCCUCAAGGUUCUCGAAGUUAUUACCGAUGCACUCAUUCUGAGUGUUGCGCCAAGAAGAUUGAGUGCUCUGAUCACACUAAUCGUGUGAUGGAGAUUAUUUAUAGAAGUCAACACAAUCAUGAUCCACCCCCGAGAGUAAAUUGCUCAAAGGAAAGCAAGCCUGUAGUAUUGCCUGCACCAGCUAAUGACAGCCGUAUGAUAGCUUGUCCAAAUAGAAGUUUUAAUGAGACCGUGCCGUCCUCUUUAAAAGAAAAUUUACAAGAAACUUCACCAAUUGCUGAGAAAGCAAAUCAGGAUUCUUGUGGGUCUGAUACUGACACUGAAAUCACUAUUAAAGAGGAGCACAGUGAUGAACCUGAACAAAAGAAGAGGUUGAAGAAAAGUGACGCAAGUUCCGAAUCUGUUUCUAGACCUGGAAAGAAACCCAAACUUGUGGUGCAUGCUGCUUGUGAUGUAGGAAUCUCAAGUGAUGGCUAUAGAUGGCGCAAGUAUGGACAAAAAAUGGUGAAGGGAAAUCCCCACCCAAGGAACUACUAUCGCUGUACAUCAGCUGGAUGUCCGGUUCGAAAGCACAUUGAGAGAGCUAUAGAUAGCACAAGUGCAUUGAUAAUAACAUAUAAGGGAGUACACGAUCAUGACAUGCCCGUACCAAAAAAGCGUCAAAGUCCACCUAGUGCACCUCUUAUUGCUGCUGCUGCCCCUGCUUCCUUUACCAAUCUGCAGGCUAAGAAACCCGAACUGCUACAGCAUCAAAAAUCGACCACACAAUGGUCCGUUGAUAAAGAAGGUGCGUUAACAGGUGAGAAGUUGGACCUUGGAGGAGAAAAGGCAAUGGAGUCGGCUCGAACUCUGUUGAGUAUUGGAUUUGAAAUAAAGCCUUGCUGAAAUUGUUUAGUUGCUUUGAUUUUUAUCCCCUUUUUUUCCCCUUGCAUUCAGUUAGUUUCCCGUCAUAGGGCUUUCUUGUAGAAAUAAGAAGCAUGUACUUUUUUUUAAAAGUCUUACAGUUUAUCAAUAGGUUGAGUAGAUUGGUUGUAGUCGUCCAAUAUAGAUAGUUUAUACUCUGGUUAUGUAAAUUAUUGCGGAUCAAACUAAUUUAAAUAGAACUUAGAGAAAUAUCUUCUGAUGUU